Messenger RNA from Aspergillus piperis CBS 112811, 810 nucleotides. RefSeq names its product NAD(P)-binding protein. Bases 1 to 810 code for a protein of 269 amino acids. The record is from RefSeq and is a predicted model, not a curated record. The transcript is spliced from 4 exons. Gene Ontology annotation, molecular function: oxidoreductase activity. NCBI's taxonomy places the organism in Eukaryota, Fungi, Ascomycota, Eurotiomycetes, Eurotiales, Aspergillaceae.
AUGCGCAAGGCCCUGAUAGCCAGGUGGAUCUCGAGUCUUCCCGACAUUUCGAUCUUUCGAAUAAUAACCACUUCCAUGACCAAAACCUGGCUAAUCACCGGCGCAUCGUCCGGUCUGGGCGCCGCGCUCGCUCAUCAUGUCAUCCGCGCAGGCCAUAAGGUUGUCGGUGCGGUGCGGAAUAUAGCCAAGGCGCAGCAGACCUACCCUCAUUCCGAGGAGCUGGGAGGCGCGUGGGCGCAACUCGAUGUGACAGAUGCCAAGACAAAGGAGCAUGUCGCACGCCUCUCUCGCGAGCAUGAUGAGACCGAAAUUCAUCAGCAAAUCGACACUAACCUCUACGGCCCAAUCCGCGUCAUCCAGGGUUGUCUGCCCUCCAUGCGUGAGAAGAAGACUGGAUGCAUCGUCAACAUCUCCAGUGUCGCGGGCCUAAUCGGACGUCCCGCCACUGCGUUAUAUUCCGCCAGCAAGUUCGGGCUCGAAGGCCUUUCGGAAAGUCUAGCAAGCGAGCUGGGCGAAUUUGGCAUUCGAGUGUUGGUCGUCCAGCCUGGUGGCUUCCGGACCGGGUUUCUCUCCGCGUAUGUGAAACCCGCGGCGGGAUUGAACCCAGCGUAUGAGGGGAAAGCGCUGGGCCAGGCGAUGCAGCGCUACGACACGGCCGACGGCACGCAGCGGGGCGAUCCGGAGAAGGCGGCUGCGCGGAUAUUGAUGCUGUCGAGCAGCAGGGUCUCUGCGCGGAGGCGGCUUCGUACCUUCGGAUGCCGCUGGGGUCGGAUUGUUAUGCGGUGCUGCGAGCCAAGGUCGAUGCGCUGA